UUGCAUUUAUAAUUACUCUUGAUCUAUAGAAAUAUUUAUCAUAGUUUAAAUAGUAUUUCUAGCAAUAUUAUUUAUUUUAAUCUACUAUGAGUAAUAAAGUAGUUCAUUUUUUAUAGAAAUUCACUAGAAUAAAGAAAUUUCAGGUUUCACUUAUCAUUGUUUACCUCCCUGUUUGCAUAAAUAAAAAACUACCAAAAUGUUGAUAAAGGUUCGAACUAUUGAUGGAAAAUUAGAAAAGAAUUUGGAGAUCUCUAAACUUAUGACUAUUGAAGAUUUCAAGAUUAAUGUAGCUAAUAAAUUCAGGACUGAGACAUCUGUAAUUCAGUUAUACUAUCGAGGAAAACGUUUAGAAGAUGGAUAUAGAAUCUGUGAUUACAAAUUAAAUUAUCAAGAUGUUGUACAGUUAUUAAUUCCAUUAAAAAACUGUGAAAAUAGACCUACUAAUUCAUCUCUUCAAACUCAUAAUGCAUUGUAUACUGAAGAAAUGAAUAUUGCUGCUCAAGAAAGCAACAGCUGUGGUUCGGAAUUUAAAGAUAAACUAUCUAGUGAUCUAGACGAAGCAACAAGUUGUUUGUAUAAAAUUGGAGAUCCUCUUGAUUGUAUUGACGAAACAAACGGUGCAUGGUUCGAAGCUACAAUCAAGAAUAUUUUUCAUUCUAAAGCUAACAGUUGUUUAGUUUAUCGUGUUCAAUGGGUAUUUUUGGCAGAUGAUGAACUUUUUGAUGUUCACGAAAAUAUGAUAAGGCCCCGGGCCAGAAGACUUAUUCCAGCUGAUAAAGUAAAAUCUGGGAUGAAAGUAAUGAUUAAUUAUAAUAUAGAAAAUCCAAGUGAGGAUGGAUAUUGGUAUGACUUUACUGUGAAGAAAAUAAGAAAAAAUAAGUCAGGGAUUCAGCUUUCUGGAAUUCUUCACGUUGGAAGUGGAGUAAAUGCUACAACAAUAAAAAAUUGCACUGUGAAUCCAAAAAAUGAAAUUUUUCUAAUCGAAAAUCCCAUGAAUAUAUCAAACAAUCAAAUUAAUUCGAAUCCCAGACGAUUAUUUAUAACAUGCAAAAUUUGCAUGGAUGACAAUACUAAAUUAUGUCGAGAAUGUGGUUGUAAUAUUUGUUCCGGGAAACAAAAUCCCCGGAAAAUAAUUUUAUGUGAUGAAUGCGAUAAAGCUUAUCAUAUUUCAUGUUUAGUUCCUUCUCUUGAAAAAAUUCCGCAAGACGAUUGGUAUUGUCCUAAAUGUAAAAUUGAUGAAAAUCUUGUCAUUAAAGCUGGAGAAAAACUAAGACCUAGUAAAAUAAAGAUAAAGACUGAACUUAAAAAAGGUCAAAAAGAUUGGGGUCGAGGAAUGACAUGUAUGGGGCGAAUAAAAGAAUGUACAAUAGUACCAAUAACUCAUAAAGGUCCAGUGCCUGGAAUCGAAGUUGGAAUGAGUUGGAAAUAUCGAUUGCAGGUUUCAGAAGCUGGAGUACAUCGUCCUCAUGUGGCUGGUAUUCAUGGACGUGAAAGUGAAUGUGCAUAUUCAUUGGUGUUAUCAGGUGGAUAUGAAGAUGAUGUAGACAAUGGUAAUGAAUUUAUUUAUACUGGCUCAGGUGGUAGAAAUCUGUCAGGCAACAAACGAACUGCUGCUCAAAGUAGCGAUCAAACAUUAACAAAAAUGAAUAAAGCUCUUGCACUAAAUUGUAACGCUGAAUUUAAUGAUAUUGAAGGUGCAAGUGCAACUAAUUGGCGUGAAGGAUUUCCAGUUCGAGUAAUAAGAGCUGCAAAAAUGAGGAAACAUAAGCAAGCAGCAAAAUAUGCACCUGAACAGGGAUUUAGAUAUGAUGGUAUAUAUAAGGUUGUAAAAUAUUUUCCAGAAAAAGGAAAAAGUGGUUUUAAAAUUUGGAGAUAUCUCUUGAGAAGAGAUGAUCCAAUUCCUGCUCCUUGGACUCCAGAAGGUAAAUUAAGAAUUGAAUCAUUAGGAUUGAAAAUGAUCGAUUAUAAUUCACCUAACAAAAUAUCUCCAAUGAAAGAUAUAAAUGAAAAAAUAAAUAAAAAACAUCCACAAGUAAAUAAAAUUAAUAUUUCAAAGCGUAAAAGAACAGAUGAUGAUGAAGAGAAUAAAGAAAUAAGCGAACAAUCAACUAAACGCAACAAAUCAACAAUUUAUGAAUUGGAAAAGGAAUUAGUGGAGUUAAUAAAAAUGGAUAAAUUAAAUAAUAAACUUUGGAAAGAUUGUUGUUCUUUUGUUACAAAAGGAAAAAUUACUUUUAUUGAAAAUAUUGCUGACAGAUUCACGUGUGUUUGUUGUCAAGAAAUUGUUUGGAAACCUACAACGACUCCAUGUUCUCAUAACAUCUGUCAAACGUGUUUGAAAAGGAGCUUUAAAGCUAGUGUUUAUUGUUGUCCGAUUUGUCGUCAUCCUUUAGGAGAGAAUUUUUUGAUGGAGAUUAACAAACCUCUUGCAUCAAUACUUGAUUAUUUAUUUCCUGGGUAUGGCAGUGGCCGAAAAUAAUACUGACCACCGACAAAAUUUAUGUCGAUGUUAUCGGAACAAUGGCACAUUACUUAACGACAAACAUUCAUACACAGUUGUAGUUUCGGUUUUAUUAUAACUUGAUAAAAGGAUAAUAUAAAUUUUGUGAUAUUAUUUAUCAAAAAAUGAGUAUUAGUUAUAAUUAAGUGUCUUUUAGUGAAUUUAAUUAUCUAAAUUACGAAAAUAAAGUAAUACUUUUAAGAGGUUAUGUUGUGUAAUUUAGAUGAAAAUAUUUAUUUUUAACAAAAUUAUGUGGAUAAUCAGUUAUUUAUUUUUGACAAAAAAUUGACAAUACGUAAUGACAUUAGAAA
Messenger RNA from Chelonus insularis, 2811 nucleotides. It is a transcript of the gene UHRF1, whose product is annotated as E3 ubiquitin-protein ligase UHRF1-like. Gene Ontology annotation, biological process: negative regulation of gene expression via chromosomal CpG island methylation; protein ubiquitination. The transcript has 8 exons. The coding region runs from base 197 to 2479 and encodes 760 amino acids. Gene Ontology annotation, molecular function: protein binding; ubiquitin protein ligase activity. Lineage: Eukaryota; Metazoa; Arthropoda; Insecta; Hymenoptera; Braconidae. The record is from RefSeq and is a predicted model, not a curated record.